Messenger RNA from Elaeis guineensis (African oil palm), 2296 nucleotides. Its product is annotated as polypyrimidine tract-binding protein homolog 1. NCBI's taxonomy places the organism in Eukaryota, Viridiplantae, Streptophyta, Magnoliopsida, Arecales, Arecaceae. The record is from RefSeq and is a predicted model, not a curated record. Gene Ontology annotation, molecular function: RNA binding.
AAAUUUCUCGUUGUUUGUUUCCUCCUAUCCAGAAACAGCGCAAGCCGCUGUAUCUCCUCGUCGGAUAACAAUCCUCCCCGAGGCGGCCAAAAUUCUUCUCCCUCCGUAAAUCUAACCUUAGAAAUCCAUCGAAAGAGUGUAAGAAUUCUUCUCGUCCCGCCCUUGCUUGCCUUUUUCAUCCCGGUUCGAGGAGGUAGGGUUUCGGAAAUUUUUUUCUCGUAACCCUACAGCUUGCGUCUUUAUCUCUCGCGUCCUCCUUCGACCUUCGCCGCCGCGGAAGGUGAUCUAGGUAUCGUAAGCUAGGCUGGAGAUGUCUUCGACCUCGGGGCAGCCGCAGUUCCGGUACACGCAGACGCCGUCGAAGGUGCUCCACCUCCGCAACCUGCCGUGGGAGUGCACGGAGGAGGAGCUUGUCGAGCUGUGCAAGCCAUUCGGUAAGAUUGUCAACACCAAAUGCAACGUCGGCGCCAAUCGCAACCAAGCCUUUGUUGAGUUUAUGGAUCUUAACCAAGCAAUAUCAAUGGUUUCAUAUUAUGCUUCUUCAUCUGAUCCUGCACAAGUUCGUGGCAAAACUGUUUAUAUCCAGUAUUCAAAUAGGCAAGAAAUUACUAAUAAUAAGAGCUCUGGAGAUGUGGCUGGGAAUGUCUUGCUUGUCACUAUUGAAGGUGUUGAAGCUGGCGAUGUUAGCAUAGAUGUCAUUCAUUUGGUGUUCUCUGCCUUCGGAUUUGUGCACAAAAUUGCUACCUUUGAAAAGGCUGCUGGUUUUCAGGCACUAAUUCAGUACACUGAUGCACAAACUGCUUCAACUGCAAGAAAUGCCCUGGAUGGACGUAGUAUUCCAAGAUACUUGCUUCCGGAGCAUGUUACCUCUUGCCACUUGCGUAUCUCAUUUUCUGCACACACAGAUUUAAAUAUCAAGUUUCAAUCACAUCGUAGCAGGGAUUACACAAACCCUUAUCUUCCUGUAAACCCCUCAGCAAUUGAGGGAACUUUACAGCCUACAUUGGGUCUGGAUGGAAAGAAAAAGGAGCCUGAGAGUAAUGUACUUUUAGCUUCUAUUGAGAAUCUGCAAUAUGCUGUGACAGUUGAUGUUCUUCAUAAGGUGUUCUCGACGUUCGGUACUGUGCAGAAAAUUGCAAUUUUUGAGAAGAAUGGUGGAAUGCAGGCUUUAAUUCAAUAUCCUGAUGUAACAACUGCGGCAGUUGCCAAAGGGUCUUUGGAGGGACACUGCAUCUAUGAAGGUGGUUAUUGUAAGCUUCAUCUGUCAUACUCUCGUCAUACUGAUCUGAAUGUAAAGGCACAUAAUGAUAGAAGCAGAGACUACACGAUCCCGGACUCAGGUAUACUCACGAUGCCCCAAGCUCCUGGAAUGCCAACAACUUCUGCUGCUGGUUGGCAGACUAAUCCCCAGGCUGCAUCUAUGUAUGUUGGUAAUGAGUAUGCAGUUGGUGCACAAGCACCAGUUCCCAAUGGGCAAAUUGCGACUUGGGAUCCUAGCAUGCAGGGAGGGGCCUAUGUCUCUCCAAGCACAUACCCAGGUCAAACAUUUGCACCACCCCCUGUUUCUCAAUACCCUACUUCGGCAGCUAUCUCUAAUGCUCCAGCUGAAUCACUUCGAGCUUCACAGUCGAUGCCUUCAUAUAGUAUGCCACCAAAUGCACAGCCACAUGCUGCAUCAGUAGGUCGGCCUCCGUAUUACCCUUCAUAAGCUGUAUGUUCCCUGGCAUCUUUCUGAAUCCAUCGCAUCUGUUACAAGUAUUCCAUGAGUCUUAUUCUCAUCAGUGAUCUGGUCGUACUUCAAAAUGACUGUUUUUACUGUAUGUUGCUGGUUUUCAUAACAGCUUCUCUAUGUAGCCUAGAAACAAAUUGCCCUAGUUAACUGUUGUCUCACCUAAAUUUGCCCCUUUUCCUGGAAAAUGUUGUUUCUUUGUGGUCGGCAUAUGGUAGCAAGUUACAUAUUACAUUAGCAAGUGCUUAGAUGGCCUUACAAGAGCUGGAACUCAACUUUGUAAUGAUCAUAUUCGAAGAAACUCAUGACUUGGAACCAAUGGCAUUCAAGCGAGCUUGCACUGCUUUUUCGUCGGUUUGCUUGCAAUGAGGGUACAUAGACCUCGAGGGCCCCAUUGUAAGCUCUCAAACUCCCUUUGAGAGUGCAGGAUCCAUGAAGAAAGCAUUGAGGGGUGCAUGUCUUGUCCCAUAGAUUAGGUGCUUCUCUUGUCUCCCUGUACCGAGUCGAAGGGCAUGUCGGUUGUUUAUGUAAUGACUGCACAGGAAUUUUAACCGGGGAUUUUAGUCA